Messenger RNA from Racocetra persica, 144 nucleotides. The record is from the annotation of a GenBank genome assembly. Lineage: Eukaryota; Fungi; Glomeromycota; Glomeromycetes; Diversisporales; Gigasporaceae.
CUUCCUGUAACUAACCCAAUGCAAGCAAAAAAUUUUAUUGAGGCCAAUUAUAGUGUUAAAACAGAUAUAAUACCUAGUGAUAAUGAAAUAAUUACUGCUAUACUUGAUCAUGACUGCAAUGAAGAUGAUAAAAAGAAACCUGAA